This is a messenger RNA of Pelobates cultripes (western spadefoot toad), 25540 nucleotides long. Lineage: Eukaryota; Metazoa; Chordata; Amphibia; Anura; Pelobatidae. The record is from the annotation of a GenBank genome assembly.
GUGACGACUAAGAAGCGAGGCGGAGCUAUUGGAGGUAAUGGCGUCGCGAAGGCCUAUGCCUCCUCUACUAUUGAAGCCGCGGUGUCCGCGGGCUCAGCCCGCCUCUGCCCACCCCCGGGCCGGCCUGUGAUCGCCCUGCCGCCCGCUCCCAGCUCGCUGCCGGCCGGAGUGCGCCCGAAUCCGGACUCCAGGCUCAGGCCUCGGCCUCAGGUAAAGCGCGGGUCCGGGCCUGUCACUCACACUCACACUCCUAACAUUACCCUCUCCCACUCAGCCUGCAGCCCCGGGACACUCACAGAACCCACCGCCGGGAGUGUAUUUACUAAACUGCGAAUCCAAAUUCAGACCAAAAUAGCCGAAUUGGACAAAACUCUCCAAGUCAGGUUUAGUUUGAGAUCAGCUACUCUGGCCUUAAAUGUGAAACCCACUCUGAAUCCCCCUCCUUAGUAAGUAACCCUGAUAAUAGCAGCACAUUGGUCAUCUUAGAAUGUUGGCAUUAGGAGUUAAGUUCGAUACAAUUCAGAGUUUAGCGAAUAAUUCAGAGUUUAGCGAAUAAUUCAGAGUUUAGCGAAUAAUUCAGAGUUUAGCGAACAAUUCAGAGUUUAGCGAAUAAAUCCCUUGGUUAUUAGUGUGUGUAUAUAUAUAUAUAUAUAUAUGUGUGUGUAAAUAUAUUAAAAAUGAAAGCGAGUAGGACCUGCCAAAGAUGGGGUACAUUGAUGUUGUGGCAGGCUUAUGCAAUGUAUGAUCAUAUAGGUGUUUUUAAUAAAACUAGCAAAAUCUGUCAGCUCCAAAGUAGCUGUUUAGUAGAUAAGGGAGUGCGCUGGAUUUUCAUUUUUACUGUACUUAUUGGCCCCCAGCAGCACCCCAUUUAAGCAUGUUCAGGUGAGUGCAGCCUGCCCCUUGUUUAUAUAUAUAUAUAUAUAUUAGUUUACCAUACCGAUAAUUAGGUUGUAAAUAACCGUCCUGGUUCUCUUUAUUUCAAAGCUGUGAACUAAAGCCUGUUCUAUACUCUGUCCUGUUAUUUAUUGCACGUUUACGUUAAACUAGUUGCUUCAUCAUUUUAUUAGUACCCCACACCAUUUCUUUGUAAAUACUUCUUUGCCAUUUGGUUUAUGCUUGGUAAUCACAGUAUAUGUGAGUAAUCUAUGCUGGUUUCUAAUGUUAGCUAAUCAAAUGAGAAAUGAUCCAUUAUUGACCCUAGUGAUGACAUAUAACUCAUUUCAUGUCCAACAAAAUGCAGCUUCUGUUGUGUUUUCUUUGUUUUUGUUUUUUAUAAUUCUUUAUUUUUUUGUGCAAAGAAAAGAAAAAUCACAAUUUGGCUUGCACUACUACAACAGCAGUGUGAGCCCAUAACUGUUAUACAUUUGAGAACAUAAACAUAGCAGGUGAGGAAUGUUACACAUUUUUAAAUUAUAACAAUAGCAAGGCAGCUGAGCGUACAUAGACAUCAACGUAAGCGGUGACAUUGGAUACCUGAGGUGUUUUAGUGCUUUAGGCACUAAAUUGUUUACUUAUUGUUUAAGUAAAAAUUAAUCACAGAUCUAGUUUUGGUUUUCAUGUUGUCAGACAGUGGGUCCUAGGCUUUGUCUCCCCGGGCUAGUUUAGCUCAGGUAUUCCAUUGGGGCCCUAUGUGAUAUAUCGACAGCUGUAAUUUAUUUCCCGUAGGGUAUUUGGUGGUUCCCCUGUGGGGACUAGGGGUGUCGGGUGGAGACGGAAUGCUAAGGAGUCCCCUGUCUGUUAGAAAUUUUGCUCCCUACCAAACACUGGAGUAAAAGUUUGCAGAGUGGUUUUCUUGGGGGGGAGUGUGUGGUCUGUGUGGAGGUGCCUGGUAGGCAUUCAUUAGUGGGCCAUAAUUAUAAGCUGGGUCUGAGGAUCAUGAGCAGACUGGUACUCGAGUACGGCCAUGGUGGUGGGAUAGCUAAUUGGCGGUAACAAGGAGGCCGUUACUGCUAAAACAAUGCGAAACAGUGGUAAUGAUAAACUUAAUAAACACAAAGUAAUAAAACAGUGAUGCGGAGGAAUGAGAAGACAAAGACAUCUGAGAAACCUGGCAAGCAAAAAUCAGUCCUGCACAGUGGUUGGAUAUGUAAUCCUCUAUGCAGACAGAUUGUCUCUGGCUCGGUCAUUUUGUUGGCGCUCAGGUCGGCAUCGUGUUCUGGGUCGUUCUCGGAGUAAAGUUAGCUAUAUUUGCAGGGUUGAUGUGGAGCAGAGUCCCGCCUGCCCCGUUCUGGGGGGAUGUAAGGCUGAGUGAUUGCAGGUGUGUUUCCAAUUCUUGUAGGCUCCGUGCUUUGUAGGUAUUCCCUUCAUAUGUGAAGAGUAGUGCUCAUGGGGUUUCUUUGUUUUUUUUUUUAAUACAGUUUUUACCCUCUUAUAAUUGAAUUCUCUUCCACGUUACAAAACUUUAGACCCAAAAGACUGAGUUGGAGAAUGCUGUAACAAUGUGAUCUAUACAUUUUGAUUGAUAUUGUAUUUGGUAACUCUUGUUUCUAUCUCCACAGAUCAUAUAUUAAAGACAACAGUAUUUACUGGGCUGAACGGGCAUCAUAAAUGGAUCUCUUUGUUAUUUAAGAAGGACACUCCUGCUUGGAUUACUAUAUCUAUGGUGUUCUUGUUUGUAGCUGGUCUUUAAGAAACUGAGGAUUUUUCACAUAAACAUUCUCUGUGCAGUAUCAGUUUUACCUGCUAUAAGAUGGCAUCGGUGCCUGUGUACUGCUUGUGCCGCCUGCCUUAUGAUGUGACCCGUUUUAUGAUUGAAUGUGAUGUCUGCCAGGACUGGUUUCAUGGCAGGUAAGUCUGCUAGCUGGGUAACCGCAUUCAGGUAUUGCUUUUAUGUUGGACUUUACAUGUAUUUUCUGCAUUUUGUAAAAGGGGCAGAAAAACAUUGCAUUUCUAGUCAAUAGUUGUUUUUAAAGCUAUGAAAUACUAGCUCUGAAAUCUGCAGAAAAUAAAUAAAAUCCUUUAUCGUGGUUUAACUUUUUGUCUUCCAGUAGGAAGAAAGCAAUAAGAUAACCUUUACCUAGCCGUGCCUGUGUGCCUCUGUCAGUGUGUGUGUAGUUACAGGGACAGGCUAUAGGUACCAGAACAACUACAUUAAACUAUAGUGUCCCUUUAAAAAAAAAGCAACUGGCUCCUAACUUAUUUAGUUGGCUCCUAGAUUCCAAACAAAUUUAUCAAGCCCUGAUGUAGUCCCAAUGAUUGGUUUGUACAUCCUUGUUUUAUUUAACAUUUACAUCAUGCUGUAUGAUUGAUUUAUUGUUUUCUAAAUUAUUAUUUGUGGAUUAGGCACUCUUAAUUUAUUGUAUGAGUUAAUCCAUUCUCUUAUUUCAUCAUUUGUUGACAGCUGUGUUGGGGUGGAGGAGGAAAAAGCUUCAGAGAUUGACCUGUAUCAUUGUCCUAACUGUGAGAUCACUCAUGGGCCGUCUGUUAGUAAGUAAAUACUUUGCAAAGAUAUGAGAAAUUAGUCUUAUGUCACCUGGAGCUAUUUGGAAGAUCUAUGUACAUUUUGUCUUCUUUACAAUUGUGAAUUGUAACGUGUACUAUUGUGGCUUUGGUGCAAGGAGAUAUGGCUGCCUUCAGAGUUGUCUACCUUCAGGCAACCAUAAUACACUUUAAUUUGGCUAGCCCAAUAGAUAUUGCCUAUUGUUUUUGUACAGGUAAUAUGGAGGUGAUAUGUCCACGUUAUCUCAGUGUAAUUCAUAGACACCCAGACCACUUCCACUCAUUGAAGUGGUCUAGGUGCAGUCUCCCAGGUCCCUUAACACUGCAAAGGUAUUUAUUGCGGUUUUUAAAAAAACUGCAAUAAUUACCUUUUUGGGUUAAGUCCACAACUUGUGUAUGUCUAUUGGUAGGCACUAUAGGGAGUUAUAGUGUCAGCAAAACAACUUUGUUAAAUGUCGAGUAACCAACCUAUGGAAUUUAAUUCUAAUAAUAUUAAUUAAAAACUGCAUGUAGAAUACCCCUUAACUAUAAAAUGCUCUUUAGUUAAAAAAAAACAUGUUUACUUACCGUAGAUUUAUUUUUCCAGAAGAUUAGAGGCAGUGCUUUACAACUGGGAUUUCAUCACCAUGAGGGAAAAAACAGGCAGGGAACCUCCCCCAAUUAACCUUUGGCCUUAUAAAUUGCUUCCUACCCAAGACAUCCCAAGAAAUUACAAAAGCUGAAUAACCGUACCACUCAGACUAUGAACAAAUUUUUUGGGGGGAAGUGAACACUGCCUCUAAUCUUCUGGAAAAGGAAGAAAUCUAGAAAUUCUAGCGGAUGUAUAGCAGAAGUCCUCAGGCACCCGAUCUGAACAUAACUGUGAUCGAAGGAGCUUCAAAUGGAGAUAGGAGUUAGAUAAGAAAAAACCCAAAUGAAUGCAGACCUUUAAGGUAACGUAGACUAGAACUAAACGCCCAGGCAGUGGAAUUAGAAUUCCAAGACCCUAGAACGCUGUUGGGAAAAGUUAGAAAAAUGAUGGAAGAUUGGGAAGACUUCAAGAAUCCAACUUAACUCCACUUUCUCCUGCUGAAAAUGGAAACUUAUAGUUCUUCCCAUAAUUAUUUUGGGCGACUACCCCCAAAGACCUAGAGUGAAGCCUCAAAUCAGCAGAGUAAAAAACCCCAAAAGAAGAUCCCCUGAAGAUAGGAACUAACCACGAGAGAGCCUAGCAGAUACUGGUAAUUUGGAGACAAACCUCUGAAAAUCAACUGAUAACCGAAAUUUGAUCUUGAGGAUCUCUGGCUUUAAACCAUCCAAAGGAAAAAAAAAAAGGUUAAAAACUUGGAAGCGGAUGCCUGCUUUUCUUUGAACCAAUAUCUUAAAAAACACCUUCCAUACUAGAAAUAAAUCUUGGAACAAGAUCCAUUUAUAGUAAAAUACAUUGUCAAUAAUUUCCUGAGACAAAACAUUAUCCUUCAGUAUCUGGUAUACAUAACCAGGUCAUCAGCUUGAAUUACUACAAAUUUGAGAAGCGGUACCCUUGAGAAUUCCAGGAUGCCUAUUUACAGGUCAGAUCCCCAAAGAUUCCUCCGGAUAAUUUUAGAUGAAUGGUGACACAGCUACUUGCCACAAAGGGAGGAAGACUAUCCCUCUCACCUUUUCCAUCCUAUAGGAUCUUGGGGAAUAGGGAGCCAGGAGGAAACUAUAGGUUAGACUGGAAUUCCCAAGAAAGAAAAGGAAACCAAAGCUUACUGGUCUGUCCAAGCUUGUCCACUGAAACACUUCAUGCUAUCUGUUUGAUCUAGAAGUCCCAGUUCCAUAAGUGGAUAAUCAAAUUCUUCCUAUCGUUUGGGUGAAGAUCAGGGAGUAUGAACCAAUCUGCUUUGUAGUAAACGUUGACUACUCAAUGCUACAGCUAAACAGAGGAAUAUUAAGUUCUAUGCAUAAGUAAAUAGACCUAAGAAAACGAACCCAAGCAUAUCCUGGAACAAGAUUUUUCAAACAAGACGACGACCUUGUUUGUACAUAAUUGCUACCAAUGUAGAACUAUCCGACCAGAUCUGGACAGGAUAAUACCAGGUCUUUAUCUGAAAGGCAAAGAGAGCUAGCCAGAUAGCCUUCGGUCCUAUGUAGUUGGAUACGUUUGUUUUGUUUUUUUUUUCCAAAUAUCUCUGCUAAUUUCCCUUCAACCCUAUGAGAACCUAGCUGAGACCUGAAGCAUCAGUUGUAAAACUCUGAACGAACGAUUUUGAGAACUAGAACAAAAAGUAAGAACCGUCUGGCAUCCUUCAUUUCUGCCUGGUUCAGAAAGGACUGACCGAAGUAUAGGAUUUUACUGCAAAAUCUAAUAAGCAACUGUAUCGGUCCACUGAAGGACCUGUAAGCAAUGCUAUGCCUAAAGAAGCUGAAGAGACCAAGCAGGUUCUUACAAGAUGGGAACCAAUAUUAUUUCCCUAGUAUCUGGUCUACUGAAGUAGAAGAGAGAUUUCAGGUGAUAAGGACAGAGAGAACCACAGGUUUUUUUUCUUUAAGGAAUUACUAUUCUCUGAGAGUCAAAAAUAUUUACACCCGAACUGUUCCUUGACAAAAACCAGAACUGCACACUUCUUGUAAAGGGAAUUCUUUAUCAGAAGAUUGAUUAGCAUCCACCUGUAUACUGUAGAAAAAAACACCCUAACUUUUAUGGGCUGGUGUACAAAAAUUAAUUAGGUGCCCCUGAGGAAGCAGUAUUGUAGAGACUCAACAAAUUUAUGGAUGGCAACGUUUUGCAUAGUGAGAGAAUCUCAAGUGGCAAUUGCCAUAAGCUCUUCUUAAAUGAAAACGGCAAACAAACCUAGGCAGUAAACCAUCCCUGUCAUACCGUAUCUAUGGCAGUGCAGGGUACAAAUUGAACUUGGUGGAACUACACCUUGAUCAAUAGGCCUGCAGCUGUACUAGAACUUGCUGCAAGCCCAGUAACAUGAGGAAGAAAUAAUUUUACAUGGAGACUAGUUCAUACAAGUUACCAUCUUGAUUGGCCGAAGCAAGACUGAUGAUAUAGAUAUACAGUCUGCAUAAGACAAUACCCAUGAUCCAGGCCUUCCUUAAAGGACCACUAUAGUGCCAGGAAAACACUUGUUUUCCUGGCACUAUAGUGCCCUGAGGGUGCCCCCACACUCAGGGUCCCCCUCCCGCCCGGCUCUGGAAAGCGCUGGGCGGGGUGCUCUCUGCCUCCGAUCCUCCUCCAUUCCUCCCCGACGGCUGAAUGCGCACGCGCGGCAAGAGCUGCGCGCGCAUUCAGCCGGUCGCAUAGGAAAGCAUUAUCAAUGCUUUCCUAUGGACGCUUGCAUGCUCUCACUGUGAUUUUCACAGUGAAAAGCACGCAAGCACCUCUAGCGGCUGUCAAUGAGACAGCCGCUAGAGGCUUUGGGGGAAGGCUUAACCCAUUUAUUUCUCUGAAACUGCUAUGUUUAUAAAAAAAAAAAAUGGGUUAACCCUAGCUGGACCUGGCACCCAGACCACUUCAUUAAGCUGAAGUGGUCUGGGUGCCUAGAGUGGUCCUUUAACCGUUAUUGGGAAGCAGAGGCUAGAGCAGACAGAAUAGCUGCAACUGCAUUUCAAAACCUGUUUGAUGCAGACUCUGCAGGAACCAAUUUCUUUAAAAAUGACAUUCCAACAGUCAAUUAGCUCAAACCUGUCUUUGUAAUUGACAACAUAUGACUUGGAAUUUAAGACAAAACAUAAAAUGUGCAACCAUGGAGUGAAGCACAGGAAAAGUUCUGCCCCAGUUGAAAAACAGACUGCCUUUUUAGAAACUGAUAUCAGGUGAAACUAGUUGAGGUGGUGAGAAUGCUAAUUGCAACAGAGCUUUGUCUACAGCAAUUGCUAAAAGCCUACUGCAUGUUUUAAGAAAAUAAACACUGCGGCUAGGAUCCUGGAAUUUAAAGAAUCCAUCUGCUACAACAGUAUAUUAACUUAACCAAAACCAGAAAUUAAAUAUCAGCCUCCUAAGGAUAACAUACAGAGGAUAAUCCUCCAAUAGUCAUACGGCUCUUGCUCCGGUGAAUAUAUUCCACUGGAACACUUCACUUAAUUACUGACCCUGUUGCAGCAAUUAGUGAUUAUUGAGGCUCAUAUUAACUAAUCACUGUGUAGCAGCUAUUUUGAGCCAGAAAGGAAACUUAAACUUUCCCAAUAGAAUUAUGUAAAAGUAUAUGCUUAUCUAAUACCCUUUAUAGGCUUUACUCAAAGAAUAAUCUAUGUUUUAGAAGAAGAAAACCAAAGAAUCUAUUAUGGGCCCGAUCUACUAAGUGCUUACACUUUUGUUUUAAGAUUUUAGGAAUAAUCUUUGUGAUGAGAAGCUAAAAACUCUCCAACUUAGAAACAUUUGCACUUUUUUAGCUUAUCCAUCUUGCAGAACAGAUAAUUAACUUAUUCAGGCUAGAGUCAUUUAAGAUAAAAGCAAAAAGGCCUUAAAUGUCCUCAGUGUGUUGGAGGUUGGUGAGAACACACUUGCAACAGAUUCUGAGUGCACCUGGCAACAGUUAGUUGCUGUUGGGUAAACAGCCUCUCUAAGUCCUGGAAACCAAUAUCUUGACCCUGGAGAGAAAAAACAAAGAUAUUAGCGCCUGAAUUUUAAAUCGCAUUACGCAUGUCCUGCAUUUCGCGAUUCCACGGUGGAAAUAAACGUAACCUGUACGAGUGUUGCACCGUCAGGACUUCUCAGCUAGUGCCCAAAUGCGCACCAUCGUCUGCCCGGCACCUGUCUUGGUAUAGACGUAAGUAAUACAACUCGGGGAGAUACAGCCGUCUGGUGUGUUAUCCCUGGCCGAUCUCCUAAAAGUUUAUUUAAAAGAAGUAGAGCCUCAGCCCUCUCACCAUACUUCUAGGGAGAAAACCUGACACCCUCCUCUGCCGGAGGCAGGCAAAGAACUAGGGAUGUCUUGGGUAGGAAGCAAUUUAUAAGGCCAAAGGUUAAUUGGGGGAGGUUCUUGAAAAGUUUGGGAGAUUGCCUGCCUGUUUUUUGAAAUCCCAGUUGUAAAGCACUGCCUCUAAUCUGAAGGGAAAAAAUAAUUGAGGGUAAAUGUAUCCAAUUGCAUUGCUAAUGGACCAGGGUUUUUAAAAAUAAUUUGGUGUGCUCCAAUAUUUUGGUUUUAUUUGUGUCCUCAUUUGUCUUUUUUGUUCUUUUUUUCUGUUCAGUGAAACGCCGGCGUGGCGUGAAACAGGAUGCUGUUUUGAGCAAAGACUUUGGAAAGCCAGUGCAGACGGGAAGUGCGUGUUUCAUCAAGGAGUUAAGGAGUAGGAAUUUCCCCAGGUAACCAGAGCUCCUGUUCGUUAUUUGGGCUGUCUAUCCUGGCAUUCUAUCCAUACCUGUUUUAACAAACACUAUCAGGAGCCCUAUGUAUAAGAAAAGAUCAAAGCUAUAACUGGUGCUUUAAUACCAAUAUCUAGCCCAUAUAACUUUAUCUCCUUAUACACGCCUCAUCCCAAGAUUCUGAAAGGGUCAGUGUUUCAUCAGAAAUUUUAUAUGACUUAACACACGAAAAAGUUUUCAUGUGCCGAUAAACAUUAUGUAAGUUGCUUUCUACAUCUUCAUAAAUCUCUGCAUCUUAAAGAAAUGUCAGGAAGAGUCAGAAGAAAAAUAAUAAUAAUAAUAAAUAAAAAAAAAACAGACCUGUAUGAGAUCCAGGCUUGGUUCUGAUUGUCGGCAAUCAUUUUCACAGCCAAUUACAAUUAUUUAUAUUAAACAAGAUUUGUUUAGUGCUAACAAAACAUGUAUGUCAUGUGGGUAACCGUGUGUGAACAGAGCCCUGCCCAGACAAACUUAUGUUCUUUCUAAACUUAUCUUAAAGUCCUCUAUAAAUUGCAAAUAAAUAAGAAAAAAAUAUAUAUUUUUAAAAAGGUAAAAAGUAGAAUCCUAUCUCUAAGUGCAUUUUUAUUUUUUUUAUUUACUUAAAAAGUGGCAAAAUCUACAUAAUCAUGAGCAUUGUAAUUUACUUGUUGUCACUUUUUAAGUAAACAAGUGGAUAUUAUUUAUUUUUAUUUUAUUUAACAUUUUAUAUAUUUAUUAUCCUCCUUCCUCCUUUCCUGUUUUAAACUAAUAGACGGUUUGACCAAUGAUAUUUUUUUGGUUUUUAUUUUUUUUACUAUUUUUUUAUAAUUUUGGCUGUGUGCGUAGUAGGUUUGUUUGGAUUAUUUCCUAUUGGGGGAGGUGCUGCUGCUACUACGUAAAAUAUUCUAUUACUUAUUUUUAUUUUGCGUUUAUUUGUAGAGCUGCUGACUGAGCACCAUUUUAAUAUUGUGUGGUAGAACGUUAAAGGUGUUUUUUGUUUUUGUUUUAAAUGGACUUCAUGUUCUUUUAUCAUAUUCGUAUUCUUGAAACUGAAUUUUGACUUAAAUGUCCAGUGCAGACGAGGUGAUCCUGAAGCCACAGGGAGCUCAGCUUACCGUGGAGUACCUGGAAGAGAACAGCUUUAGUGUCCCAAUUCUUGUCCUGAAGAAGGAUGGGUUAGGGAUGACCCUUCCUCCCCCGUCUUUCACUGUGAAUGAUGUGGAGUAUUAUGUGGGUAUGUUUAGAGCUUUUUUUUAAAAAAAAUUUUUUAUUAUUCUAUAUAAUUCCCUUUUUUUUUUUUCUCAACUUUUUUGUGUUUGUCCCUAAAGGUAUAAAUGUAUUUUCUCUUCCCCGUUACAGGUCCAGAGAAGGAGAUUGACGUAAUUGAUGUAACGAGACAAGCAGAUCUGAAGAUGAAAUUGAAGGAUUUUGUAAAAUAUUACAACAGUCCCAAGAGAGAGAAGGUGUUGAAUGUAAUCAGUUUGGAAUUUUCUGAGACCAGGUCUGUGUUUAUGUUGGAUUACCAUUAUUCCUAACACCCAGAAAAAGUAUUAGUAUUAAACUUUUAUUAAAGAUAGAUCUAAACUUGUUUGCAGAUAUUUAGUUUUACAAUGCAGAUCCAAAUGUUUAUUUUUGCUGUGUUACAUUGAAAACUCAAUAGUUAGAACAACUAUUCCACCUCCCAUACUCCAUUAUUUUUGGAAUAGCAGCAGGAGUGCAUGUUUGGGUAGUGUGUGCUAUUUCAAUUUUGUGGUUGUGGAGUACUUAAACCUAGAAUUUAGGACAAACCUUUUUUGUGGACAUCACAGCUUUAUAAAUGUUGUAUCAUUUCUAAAUACUGAUGUGAUUCCCACAAGCCAUAGGUUUCGGUGUAUUUUAUUUUUAACUAGAUUUCUGCUUUGGCAGGUUAUCUAACUUGGUGGAGACUCCAAAGAUUGUGCGGAAGCUUUCCUGGGUUGAGAACCUUUGGCCAGAAGAAAGCGUGUUUGAGAGGCCUAACGUCCAGAAAUACUGCUUGAUGGGAGUGAAAGACAGCUACACAGAUUUCCACAUUGAUUUUGGAGGGACGUCUGUCUGGUACCAUGUUCUAAAGGUAAAUAUUUUGAAGCAACAGUAUUCAAAUGUCUUCAUCUCAUUAAUGUAUUGACUCCUUAUUUUAUUGGAGCUACACAGUAUUAUCUUGAGUAUAAAAAUUACUUUUAUAAAAUGCACUGUAGAGAGAAGUCCCUUUGAAAUCCCAGUAAUCCUGAAUUGUAUAACAAAAGAUUGGUAGAAGUAAUGAUUUCAUUGAGCCCUAAUAUUCUGUAACCCACUUUAUUUUCCCUUACUCAGGGAGAGAAAAUAUUUUACCUGAUCCAUCCCACCAAAAGCAAUUUGGCUCUGUUUGAAUGUUGGAGCAGCUCCUCCAACCAAAAUGAGAUGUUUUUUGGAGAUCAAGUGGAUAAGUGCUACAGAUGUCCUGUUAAGCAAGGCCAGACGCUCUUCAUCCCUACAGGUGAAUAAUCUUGGACAGGAUAAUGAGCUGGUGCUGUGAUCCUUGUUCUCUGAGUUCCUCCAUUUGCUUUUCGUUGUUUGCUCAGACAACUGUCUUUCUGUUCCACAGGGUGGAUUCACGCCGUGCUCACUCCAGUCGAAUGUCUUGCAUUUGGUGGGAAUUUCCUGCACAGUCUGAACAUAUCCAUGCAGCUAAAGUGAGUAGUGAUGUGUGAAAGAGGAGAGGAAAAAACUCUUCUAACUUCUUCUUUCUUCAGUAUGUGUCUUUAUUCCAUCCACAGUUUUUCUGAUCUGUAAGCACUUGUAAAACAUUUGUGAUUUUAAACAUUUUCUUACCCUAACUUUUUCUGUUUCUUUCCUUCUUUCUCUAGAGCGUAUGAGAUUGAGAAGAAGUUAAGCACUGCUGAUCUAUUUAAGUUUCCAAACUUUGAGUCAAUCUGUUGGUAUGUGGGGAAGCACUUACUAGACACUUUCCGUGGUGAGUCACAUGGGCACAACUUGGUCUUGAUGUACAUAGCACUGUCAUUGGUUGGCUAUUCUUAUGUGACUGUGGUCUGUAUUUCAGUGGUAGGAACAUGGUGAUAUCAACAUUUGUCUUGCUACUAGUUCUCCUUUUGAAAGCUCUUAUAACAUAUAAAGAUGACCUAUUGCGGAAUUCACUGAAUUUUAUGCAAAUUAUUGAGUUCUUUGCUUUCGCCCCAUAUUAUGUGUAUACAGGACUGCGAGAAAACAGGAGACACCCAGCAUCUUAUCUACUUCAUGGAGCCAAAGCCCUUAACACUGCGUUCAGAAUCUGGACAAAGAAGGAGGUGUGCUUUCUCUCUGUCAUACGUGGAAGAUGAUUAGCCUGUAGAAGUGCAUGUUGGAAUUUGCUGCAGAAUUCACAGUUUAACAUUUUUCUGCAUUGCUUACAUGCUAUCAUAUUAGUUUUAAAACAGUACAAUCCUAUGGUGGGAGGGAGUUUCUACCUACUGUAGCAUCCUUAAAAUGUGUACUGGCUUUAGUAGGGUGGGAAGUCCAAUUUUGAUUGGCUAAUGCCUUUCCAGAUUUUUUAAAAUUUCGGAGCAAAAUACUCUUCCACAGAAAUUUUAUUUGAGCUAUUAAUUCCCUCUUACACAUACACACAACACACAUUAAUUCUCAGACUCACAACCCACUGAAUUUGCUUGGAGGCGUCAACAUAUUUUAUAUGUGAAGGAGCCUGAUACAAAAUCUAGUGUCCAUUUAAAUCUAGAAAUGUUCCCCAGGGUGUUUUUUGUAAUGUUACAUCAGAUGUUCUUGUUCCACUUGUCAGUCCUCCUCCAUUUGAUAUAUUUAUCUAUUCUAGGCCUUAAUGGAUCAUGAAGAGGAAAUUCCGGAGACCAUUGUUACAACUCAGCUCAUCAGAGAUCUUGACCGUGAGAUCCGACUGAUGGAGGUAAUAAAAUUUAAUGCGGUGUUCUACCAAGGUUUGCCCUUGUUUUAAUACGAUGCAUUUUGUGUAUUAUCUCUUGGUAAUUUCCAGUCUUUGUUUGUCAUACUUUCUGUGCCCAUAAUGAUAGUGUAUGAAUAAUCUGAAACUUUUUAUCUGUUAAAGGAACACUACACACCCCUAAAUCAGCUUAGCUUGUUGUGUGAAGUGUGUCCAUCCCCCCAUUUUACAAUAAGUGCAGAUUUCAAUAGAAAUUGUCACUUUUAUAAAUUAGGCUUGUUACUCCCCCUGGCUGUCAAUCAGACAACCCAUCCUGUUACUAUCUGGUUGUUUUGCUCAGUGGAACUAAACUCAAGUGGCAAACAAUCUCUCAGAACACCUGCCUUGCAAAGACUUCUCAUGGAGCUGCAUUGGGAAGUCUGUGAUUGGACAGACUUUCUGUGUCGGGGAAAACCUGUUUUGAAGAUAAAUUGCCAAUAAAGUAAAGAAAUGCAUAAUUAAACACACACAUGUUUUCAUUGGGUUAUAUCCACUAACUAGUGUUUAGUGGGGAGGAAGGAGGGUAGGGGCAGCGGAAUGUUCUUUUAAGUAUCAUUUUGAGGGGUGGGAAACUGCUGUGCGCUAAAUAUACAGAAUCUAUGAGACCCUGUAUGUCAACCCGCAGGACAUCUUUCAUCAGAACCUAGAGAAGACAGGCAACCUCUUGGGUCUUACAAGAAGUCCUUUGCCUGGCACCAACUCUCCCUCCAAAACCACCCUUCCAUUAAAGAACUCCAAAAAGAGGGCUUCUAAACCAAAGGAGCCCCUUAAGAAAGGCGGCAGGAAGGGCAAAGAAACGCAAGAAACUAACAGUAACCCUGAAUCACCUGGGACUCCCACAAAUCAGAACCAGAAGAAAGCCGUGACACCCAAGAAAGAAAAGGUAGAUUUCUGUAGAACAAACGGGAGGACAAGUUAUGUCUUGCAUAUAUCCAUCUAUUUAUCUUUCUUCGCUAUUCUUUUCAAACUUCUCCUGGCAGCAUCCCCUGAAUGAUAAAAAAUAUAAAUUUUGCUGGUGGAACCGGAGUUGUCAAUCCUGUCAGGGCUCAAAAUUUCCAUUCUCCCUUAGUCAUUAAUGAGUGAAAAUGUAGAAAUCCACUCUUGGAUGGGUAUUCUAAGGCUUGCAGUGGUGAAUAACGUUUAAGGCCUGACUUGUUGCAUAGGGCUGCAAAUGUUAAGCCCUGAUCCUGUUAUAUGCUUUUCUUUCUGUUAGUCUUUGUUUCUUGUGCGUGUGUGUGUGUGUGUGCGUGCGUGCGUGUGUGAACAUAAGUUCUUUCUCUAUUUCUGUUCCACAGCUUUUUUUUUUUUUGCUUUUUUUUCCUGGCAGUUGGAGUGCCAGAUAUUGGUUGUCACUUGGUAUUCCAGUUACUUUAGAAUACAUGCGGAAAUUGACAGGAAUUUUCCAGGACAUUAUAAAUAUUUGUCCAGAAUAAACCCAAUGUUACUAUUCUCCAAGACAAUCAUAUAACAAGCUCUGCUAUUUUUGGCUUUGAAUUCUUGUAGGGACUGGAUUUAACAGAGGCAUUGGGUGGCAUUAAUAUUAGCCCAUCUGUCACUAAAUACUGCAACUCAUUGAGAUGAGCUCUGUGAAUAAUUUUAUUACAUCACAGCUGUAGUAGUAAUGGCAAAUAAAGUCAGUAAGUUCUGCCUGCACAUUGUUUUAUUAACCUACAUAUUGGUGAUUUCCCAGUUUAAUACAAAUACACGGUAAAAGUAUCAAGCAAUACACUUUUUUUGUUUUCUGUAGAGAUAAUAAAUCUCCACGAUCCUUUAUCUUCCUUUUCUCCCAGAGUUGCAAUUGCCAGAAGUCAUACGCUAUAUUACAGCUGCUCAGCUUUUUUUUUUUUUUUGUUCUGGAGAUUCGGAUUGUGUGGUUAAUUCUCAAUUUCCACAUAUCACUGCUUGCUUGCCCCACUCACCCCUGCAGGAUUUGUGUUCAUGGUGGUCUGAACCUAAAAUUCAGACAUGUUGUACGUAGCAUCUUGAUUACAUCUGAUCUAUAUCUGUCUUGUUUGUUUGGGCGUUAUUCCCCUCUUGCUUCUCUGUACAUUUUUUAUAUAGUUGAUAGUUUUCACUUUUUUCGCCCCUUAUCUUAGGUGGAUGACUCCCUGGAUUUUAUGGAUGAGGACCCACAGGGCUGCCUCUUGGAUGCUGAAAUAGCAGAGAAUAAGCUGAGGCUGGUACUGUCCAAUGGAAACAACAUAGGGUAAUGAGUUUGUACGUCUUCUGUGCUAGAGCACUCAAAAGUAGACCUUAUUUCCUCGGUUGACAGGCCUGAUAUAAUUGCAUUAAACGUAUUUGCUGUUCUUAAGUGAUUUGUGUGCUCUCAAAUCUCUUGCUAGAUAGUCUCUUACUAUCUUGCAAGGCAGCGAGAGUGUCUCUCUUAAUGCUCCUAGUGACAAUAAGCAGAAAACGCCAUCAUGAAAGCAGCUUAUCAGGAAUAAAUUCUUGUGUUUCAAAAAAUAGAAAUACACGAACUAAAGCCUUGCAUAGCAUUUUGAUCUACAUUUAUUUCUGCUAUGGUGGUUUGCUUUUGUUGUAGGUUUUGUUUAGAUGUUUUAGUUUCUCUACAGAACCAAUAUUAAGUUUUUGUGUUUGGGGUAUAUAUGUGUGGCUCAUUACAUUAUACAGAAUAUUGUAAGUUUAUAUUGGAUUUCUGACCAAAAAGCAUGGAAUCCACUGACUUGUACUAUAUCAUUCUCUUAGUGGGAAAAAGGUCCGUGUUGGAGCGGGCAGCAGGCGACUAUUUGCCGCAAAUAAACAACCCAAAAAGGAACAACUCGAAGCAGAUCUGUCCCCGGGAGACCCUUUCGUGAUGGAUUCUGAGGAUGACUUGCAGAUUGAUGAAACGCCACGGAAGGAGAAAAAGCCUGUACUUCCAAAGAGAAAACUCAGCAGUACGUACUCACCAGCAUGUGAUUCCUGCCCAUAGUCCUCCAACAUGGAAUGCUUUAAUCCCUUUCAUGUGGCAAAGAGGCGAGAGAAAUAUUUAUACCUUAUUUAUUCACAAGUAGGUCUUUAACCGCUGUGGAACAUCUCACUAAAGAAUCUUUGGAGUUGUUUCACAAACGGCUGGUGGGUGACCCCCGGGUUAUGUGUAAACUAUUUUAGACUUAAUGACAGAACAUUAGAAAGUUGAAGCUGUAUAGCACUUUAUAGAGUGAGACUUAUUUCCUUGUGAUGAACUGCUUGAAAUAAAGUUGGAGUGCAAAAUAUUUAGGAAAUGCUACCAUUUCAACAAAAUGUAUCCCACAUUAAAAAGUGCCAAUCCUAUCAACUGAUGAUUAUUCACUUUUUAAGUUUAGGUGAUCUUACUGAGUUUUCAUUGUUUAGAAUUCCCUAGAAAGCUACCUCGUGCAAAGCCCUGCUCCGAUCCAAAUCGCGUCAGAGAACCUGGGGAGCUGGAGUUUGAUGUUGAGGUAGGUUAAUAUCCGAGUCGAUCAUAAGUCUUUUCGGCUGUGAUGUAAAUAUUCACAUUUCUGAAUUAUCCAAUCUUUAUUAGGAAGAUUACACAACAGAUGAAGACGUAGAGACAGCUGAUGGAGACCUGGGCGCUAGCAGUGGAGGGAUAUUAGACCUGCUGAAAGCGAGUCGCCAGGUUGGAGGGCCAGACUACUCUGAGCUUGAGUAAGGAAAAUGGAGCAUUUACCAAUAUUAAAAAUUUGGGGCUUUUACCUUUUAUAGUUUAUUUUGUAGCUAGGCAUUUUGUUAAAUAAGUACAUUAUUGUCACAUUUAAAUAGGUCUAUUGUUUUAGUUACAGACACCGUAAUCGACUGUUCUUUGAAUAUAUUGAAUAAUUGUAUCUUAACAGUCCACUAAGUGAAUUCUGGGUGGCAUUAAUUUUAAAUUUGAUGUAAUACCAUAAGUCAAGUUACAACAUUAUAUGAUAUAAAUUUCUAAAUUUACAUUUUUUUUAUUGUCUCUAUCAAUUUUCCCACCUUUUUAAAGGAAUUUUAUUUUUUUGUGCAUGUUUAAUUCUUUAUUACACUCUUUACAAAUAUAUAUUGCUUGCAAUUCUUCCCUAAUAUUAUUCAUAUUUUUCUGUAUAGGGAAGCACCUGCAUCUCCCAGCACACAAGAGGCUAUCCAGGGAAUGCUGUGCAUGGCCAACCUCCAGGCUUCCUCUUCUUGCACUCCUUCCAACCUUCAGGCAUGGUGGGCAGCUGGUCAGGACAAUAGUGCUGGGUUAGGGCUACCACAAGGAGGCGGUAAAGCUGCUGGAAGCAACAGCAAGAGUGGUAGUAAUGGGACAGGUAACAGCAAAGUAAUUCUGCGACCUGGUAAAAGACCUGUAAAGCGGCCGGUACAUCGCAGUAUGGACAGUGAGGACGAAGACAGUACUGAUGAGCAGGAGACUUUGGGUGCCUGCUUUAAGGAUUCUGAAUAUAGUAAGUAUUGACGUGGGUGUUAGAUCCGGUAUCCUUUACUAGGUACUCUAAUUCAUUGAUAUCUCUACAGUGUUUUAAAAAUUAGUUUACAAUAGUUAAUUUUUUUUUCUUCUUUGUAUCAGUGUUGUUUCUCGCUGCCUCUUCUACACUGACAUUGAGCAUCCUUUUCUCUCUUCAGUUUAUCCAUCGCUGGAGUCUGAUGAUGACGACCCGGCGCUGAGAUCACGUCCCAAGAAGAAGAAACAAACUGACGAUGCUCCAUGGAAUCCAAAAGGUACAGAAAAAAAAUUAACCUCUGGGUUGGGACCAAUAUCAUUAGGCUGAUUCACCUUGAUUUGGAACAGUCAUUAGUCAGGCCUCAAUAGUUUUACCUAGCUGGUCUAUCAUUCCAAGCACGCUGAGAACUCUUUUAACCUCUGGAAAGGUUUUACGUUCUUUUAGUAUGUAUUUUCUAUUUAUAUGGUUCUGUAAAUAAAUGAGCAACCAAGCUAACUUUAGAAUAUAGAAUUAGUCCCCAAACCUAGUGUCAUGUGAACAUAUUUUGGGUUUCGGUUAAUAAAGGUUUGGAAUAACGCGCUAUCCCAAAUAUUUAUCAACAUUUUAGCUAAAAAAAAAUCUCCGCUAAAUAGCAAAGUCUUUUCAAAUCGUCUGACUUUUUGCCGUAGGUGGUUUACGGAGACAACCCUUAUAAUGACAUGAAGUUAAACCAUUUAUUGUCAAAGUCAUUGCCUUUUCCAAUACCUCACCUGAAACUCCUCAAAUUACAAAGACGUCUUAUUAAAACUUUCUAUUUACUUCCUUUCCUUAAUAAACACUUUUGAAUGUAUCUUAUUUCUUUGGUUUUCAUUCCAGCACGCGUGACUCCAACACUUCCUAAGCAAGCCCGUCCAGUACGAGAGGGAACACGUGUAGCCUCUGUUGAAACUGGGUUAGCUGUGGCUGCUGCAAGACUCUCCCAGCAGGUGCUUAUCAGCCAGAUCAGACUUUUGGUUCUCUGUCUUGAGUUUCUAGGGCAUGGAGUGUAAGAAAUGCCAUUAGACUUAUUGGUAUUUGUUUUUAUAGGAACAGCAGAAAUCUCUUAAGAAGAAAGUGACUUGUAAGAAGAAAUCACCAAGUGAGCAAGAUCUUCCUCUUCUUCCAGUUGAGCCAGACCCUCCACCAAUGCCACAACCUGAAACCCACACUGAGGUUUUCUCUGGCAGUCUGGCUGACCAUGAAUACACAGCAGGACCCAAUAUUUUUGGUAUGGCUCAGAUAAACAGGGGAACUACGCCUAUGGCACCUGGUGUCUUCUUAUCUCAUCGGCGGCUAUCUGCAUCCUCUCCAGGAAGCCAAGGAGUUCAGGGUAAGAAAUGCAUGGUCUGACCUGUACAUUCUGCUACGCGAGGUGUAGUUCAAAGUGCAUCAGAAUUCUGUGUUUUGGCUCCACCUUUGUAUUGGCAUUUGAUUACUGUCUCUUCAUUUUUUUUUCACUGCAUAUUUUUUUUAAUUUUUUUUUUAAUGGAAUGCAUGUGAAUACCAUGGCAUGUAAGUCCACUUAAAGGGACGCUUUAAACAACAAAACAAUUUUUUUUUUUCUGCAGCCUGACAGGUGUAAACAUUGCCAUUUCUAGAGAAAUGUCAAUGCCUAAUUUUGUAAAAAGAGCUUACCUCUAGUGGAUGUCAGGCUUACAGCUGCUAGAGGAUUUUUAUCUUGAGGACCAUGAAGGUUAUUUUGUUUGGCGUCGUCACACCCAGCAUGAUGACGCUAAAUGCUGACUAUUCUCGUAGAGAAGCAUUGGGAUAAUACUAUUCUAUAAAAAGCAUCCAGUUGGUGGAAUGUUGCAUUCGCUGCCCAUGCACCAUUGGUACCCUAUUCUCUUCUAUAAGAAGCUUUAGAUUGGACCAGAGAGUAUCGGAAUGAUGAUCUCACAGAAGGCGGAGAAGCUUCUGUAAAAAAUAAAUCCUGAAUAUUGUAACACUUAAUAUGUUUAUAAUGUCAGUGGUCCUUUAAGCAGCAUAGCUUACUUUGCAUUUCAUAUAUCAAGUUUUGAUUUCAAACUUGAUUCAGUCCAAUCCUUUAUUUGAGGUAAGAGAGCCUUCAUGGUUAUUUUGUAAUGGCGUUGUGAAUGUACUUGUACGAAGGCAAAAUAACAAAAUUCUUUACUUCUCAAUUCCAGGAAAACGGCCCAAGAAAGGCUUGGCUACUGCUAAGCAAAGGCUGGGGAAGAUCCUGAAAAUCCACCGGAAUGGGAAACUGCUCCUGCUGUGACCCCCUCCAUCCCAUUUGCUUCAAACCCUUACCUCUUCCUUCCCAGCCUCGUUGAAAUUAUCCAGCACCGGGUUAAACUAGCUCAGAACAGAUUCUUACCUGCAAUGAACACUUAUUUUUAUACUUUCAAACACAAAAAUCAAGUCUUUUACACCGCCACCUAUGAAAAACAAACCAAAAAGACUAUGUUCUUCUGGGGCAUCUUCAAGAGACGUUUGUUGGAUGGUUCACCAAACAAAAACUCAUUUCUCAAUAGCCUGGUGUGUGUCCUGGGUAAUAGACUGUGGCUUUUUUUCCUGCGUUGCCCUCUGCAUUACUCACAUGUUGUAUACAAUGGCGUGGACACUUAGUGGCAGAUUUAGGUAUUUACAAAACCUAGAGAGCGGAAGCCUUAGCAAAAACUUAAUUUGGUUCAGUAACGUUUUAUAGCCAGAUUUUCCAAGAUUGGUUAGUAAAUUUGUGCAGUCUAAAGCCACCUCAUCCCUGCCCCCCACCCCACUACUCUAAAAUUGUUUCCAAAAGGGUAAAUUUACUCUGUUGAACUACACCAACGUAAGGUGAUCUAUGUGAGACACAAGCUGUGUUAUCCACGCUUGUACCAGUGAACUUGUAAUGACAACAACUAUGGUGUGCCUGCCACCAAGCAAGCUACUUUUAUUCCCAGUGAUUUUUGGCUUGUUCCUGCCCAUAGCUUCCUGAUUGGAGCAAUAUCAGAGAGCUUUGCAAAUGGAGUCAUGCAACCUUAUCUGCAAGGACCUAUCUGUACAAUGUACAUUAGCGACAGACCGGUCCAAUUGUGCGCUCUCUUCCCAAUAAUUGCACUUGGAAUGGAAAAUCCUUUAUCUGAAGACUGUAAGGCCACCGUUACUGCAUAUGAAGUAUCCCAAGAAGGACAAGUGAAGGAUCGAUACAGCAGUAUCAGACUGAACCAUAAGCCUGCAGAAACGUCUCACUGCCUGUAGUGCAAAAUUUAGUGCACAGCCCACUCCUGUGCAAGGUUGACUGAACACAAUGCUGUCACGUUGUGAUGUUAAAAGUGGUUUGACCUGCAUUGUUGGAAAUCUUUUUAAAGGUGUCCCAUGUUUUUAUCUUGCUGUCCAAUCCUUGAUUUCUUUGAAUUGUGGGUACAUUUCUCAAGUGAGGUGUAGCAGUAACUAGUCUUCUGGGUGGAAGGAAGGUGAUGGACUGGCAUGGAUAUAAGAGGGGAUGCAAAAAGACUUGUCUAAAUUUAUAAUGGUGUAAUCUUAAAGCAGCAGUACUUGGUAGUUGUUAUAAAGGGUUAACAUUACUCUCCACAUUGUUAUAUUAUGAUAUUCAUAAGAAUUUUCCCACCCUUUUUACUACAGCCAUCUGUUGUGUGAUGCAGUACACAACGACGACUUAAAGGGGCACUGAAGGCAAUCAGACCACUUCAUUUCAAUGAAGUGGUCUGGGUGCAGUGUCCAUCUCUAAGCCUGUAGUGUAAAACACGGCAAUGCUUACAUUGCAGCGCUAACAUGUUUCUAAUUGCAGUCGGGAAGACAGCACUUCCUCUGCUACAGUCAAACUCGGUAAUGGAUUAAAUCCUGUAUUUUGUGCUCUUGUGGAAGGAUACUGAUCAAACCUGAAAGGAAUAGCUUCAGAUUAACAUUCUUUGAAGGAGUUGUUCAAAGGUUAAAUGAGGAUGGAAGUUCUCUACACUUCACUUGAUUGCGCAGAAACCCCAAAUAACCCGAUUUAAAGUUACACUACGGGCACCAUAGCAACUGAAUCUGAAUUAAGAUGUUAGGGUGUCCAGAGGUCCUUGCGGUGGUUUACUUUUAGGGCUUAAACCAUUAACAGAUGGUUUAACCCCAAAGUGUUGAUUCUAGCUCUGCCCCUCUCCUACUGUUUUUGUCUGAGGCUUGAAUUAAAUGGCUUUGGAUAGAGGCACCAGAGACUUCAUUCUGAUGAAGGGUCCCUAUAACUCAAUUUAGAGAGGUAUCUGACACACCUGAACCCCUUAAGGACCAAACUUCUGGAAUAAAAGGGAAUCCUGACAAGUCACACGUCAUGUGUCCUUAAGGGGUUAAAAGAGAAUAAAAAGCAAACACGUCUUUAAAACUCCAUUAAAAAUCAGAGUAAUAGCAACACCAUUGCUAAUUUAUUCUGUCACAGUAGACCCAGAUUUUAUAGAGUGGUCCACUUUUUGACAGUUUUUUUUUUUUUUUUUCUCCUAAGCCACAUUUCCACUAGAGAAGUACAGAUAAGUGCUUCAGUGUUUUUACUUAUUUUUUUGUGCAUUGGGACAUACUGCCCAAGUUACAUACUCUUAAAACUGCAAAUUUUCUUUAUACAUUGGCGUUAAUCGGAGAGGCUUGUAAAUAAUUGCUGACCUGCAAAAAAUCUUCUUUCUUUCUUAUCUUAUUGUAAAUAGAGAUGAGUGAAUUUUUUUACUCUGCUCUAAUCCUUUGCACAUCACUUUCUAAUGGUAAAAUGUUAUUUAUUUAUUUUAAACAUUUUUCCUGCCACUUCCAAUUGGGCAUAUGAUUUUUGAUUCAUAUAAGGCAGCAAUUUCUGUUUUGCCCACUUCCCUAGUACUCUGUUAAAGAUACAAUCUUGGUGACCUACAGUAAUAAAACAGUCUUGUCGUUUUUUUUCCCCGUUGUUAUAUAAAAGUGAAGGUUUGAAUAGAAGACAGCAUUUUUAUGAAUGUAAAUCCAUAACUUCCUAGUUGGUUAGCUCAGUAGAGGUGCUCUGUUUUAGAACGUAUUGAGAAGUGUGUGAUUGGACACGCACAGAAAGUAUGGGCUGAGUAACAAGGGGAGGGCUUGCAGUUACUAAACUACAGCUAUUGCAGGCCAAGAUUUCAUAUACCCCACAAAGCAAAAAACAAAAUUACAUGCAAAUUGUCUUCGUGGGGGAUCUACUAUUUUAUUUUAUUUUUUAGGAGUCUUCCAUUAAGUGUGAUGAAACUUGUCAGUUUUGUAUUUCUUUACAGAUAUCCUGCAUUUUGUAGAAAUCAGCUACUAUGAGUUAUGGAUUGACAUCAAGAAAACACUUGAUACUUUAAGCAUGAGUAGUUCUAAAAUAACUUUAUCUAUAUCCAAUAGAGCUUGGUUAUUCAGAAGAAAUCCCAUAAAGUAAUUUUCCAUAAUUUGCCUGUACUAGUAAUUCUAGGUAUUUAGCAGGAACAAUAGAUUUAAAAAAUUCCCUUAUUUUCAAAUAUGUCCCAGGACAUAGAUGUCCUUAUCAUUCUUCGUAUCUUUGUAUAAUUUACUGAGUUCUUUCACUUUAAAUCUACAUCUGUUCUUUUGUAAAAAAUAAUAUAAAGUUUAAUUCGAGCAUUGAUAGUCAUCCUUGUUAAUGCAUGAGGACGUCCAGUGUCAGGCAACCAAAAGUCGUCUAGCAACUCAGAUGUCCCUCUAGUGGCUGUCUGGUAGACGUCCAUUAGAGGUGGAGUUAACCCUCACACGUAAUUAUUACAGUUUGUUUAAAACUGCAGUAAUUACCUUUGCAGUGUUAAGGGGCCAUGCACCCAGAACACUUCAAUGAGCUGAAGUGGUCUGGGUGCCUACAGUGUCCCUUUAAUAAGGGAAUUGGAAAUUUGGAGGUAAAACCAGCCACAGUGGAAGAAAUUCUCCAAAUACAGUAGGACGCUUUUUUUUUUGUCUGUCUCUUGCCAUUUACCUGUCAAUUAUCUGCAUUUCCAAGUUAUGCACUUAUUCCACUAGAUUUCUACAGUCACUUAUGAAAUUGUCCACCGAGUUCAAGUGAAGCUCAUAUACUCACUGUUUGUGUUCUGGAAUUUUGCACUUGUACACUUACGUUUGUCUGUUUGUAUAUAUAUUUCAAAAAUGUCUUACUGUAAAGUACUGCUGCUUUAAGAUGAUUAAUCCUACUGCCAACUUGUCGUAACAAGAAAGGGAAAAUGCAUUAUUUUAAUUUUGUCUGCCCAGCUCCCCUAUUCAUUCCACUGUUUUGGCUCAGGAAGACAUCAGCAAAUGAAAACAUAUGGUUUACACUAGCCAUGGGAAGGUUACUUUUUGUAUUAUUAAUUGUAAGUUUUGGGAGGUAUGGGGGGCUUUUUUGGACACACAAAAGAAGAUUUUUAAAAAAAAAAUAAUUUUAAUUUUAUUUUUGUUUGCUGAAGCAGCUUUGCAGAUGUGUGGGUUCUUCUAACUGCAUUUGCAGCUGCAGCUAUGUUUGAGAGCUCUUAAAGCUACUUUUUUUUAUUUGUCCUGGUUUCUGUUUACUUAUAUUAUUUAUAUAUAUUUUUAGAAAGCCUUGUUCUUUUCUUAGAUAUAAAAGUAUGCAGCUGCCUCCUUGUGCUUUUGUCGUGUGUCUGCCAUCAUCAAUUACUGAAAUUGUAGAAAAGAUGAAAAAAAACAAAACACCACCACGCAACUCAGAACUACAGCGCUAUGGCAUUUGCUGGCGCUAUGUAAAUAAUAAAAUAAUAACCAGAAGGGAAGCUCGCCUAACCAAGGCCUUGAUUUAAUAAGCUUUCCAAAUGAUUCGUUGAUUUCAAAUUAUUUAACUACAAAAAGUCCCAUAGAUUUUAAUGGUGACGGCUAUAGACAAAACCAUUUGAAAUGUUUUUGUUAACCCCAUUGAAUCAUUUUUGAAAAGUUUAUUAACUCGAAGCCCAAGUGCAUAUUCUUUGGGUGCUGUAGAAUUGACUGAUUAUAUAAAACAAGGGUUGUCACACGACAUAUCAUAUAUAACAUCUUUGAAUUUAUUUUUUUUUAAAUUAAGAGGCAUAACAAACCAUGCAUUUUAGUAACUAGUUUUCAGAAGUGUAACAUCCAAAUUAAACCUUUUAAUGAAACAUUUUAUUUUUAUUAAAACAUAACCAAAUGACAGUCAGUAAUAGUUCAGCAUGACUGCCUUUACUACCAUUAAGUCUUUCCUAUAUUCUUAAACCUGAGCAUGAUGUUGCCCCAGGCGCAAAACAACCCCCAUGGCACUUACGCACAAAUAAAAAGGGGGGAUUUUUACAGCUUAGACAAAGUCCCCCAGUACCUGCGGUGUCAUCAAAUUCUGCCCACAGACAAACUUCACAAAGAAGAGAUGACAUGACAAUGUUUUAACCCUUCCAUUACUGCCAUAUAUUUGCUGCCACCAUGCUUAAAGGACCACUAUAGGCUCCCAGACCACUUCAGCUCAAUGAAGUGGUCUGGGUGCCAGGUCCAUCUAGUUUUAACCCUGCAGCUGAAAACUGCUAUGUUUCACUGAGAGUUAAUCCAGACACGUGUGGCUGUCUCACUGACAGCCACUAGAGGUCGCUUCCACGAUUCUCCCUGUGAAAAUCACAGUGAGAAGACACUGGAUGUCCAUAGGAAAAUAUUGAGUAAUGCUUUCCUAUAAGCGGUUUGAAUGCGUGCGUGGCUCUGGAGAAAGGUAAGUGGCUGAAGGGGGUUUUAACUCCUUCAGCCCAGAGGGUGGGGAGACAUAAUAAUCCUAUAGUGCCAGGAAAACGAGUUUGUUUCCCUGGCACUAUAGUGGUCCUUUAAUGGCUGCGGCAUUUAUUUUUGAAAAUUGGUAAUUCAGGCAAACGUUUACAAACAGGUGGGAGUUGUGGAUGUAUGGGCCUUAAAGGGACACUGUAGGCACUAUAACAAUUUUAUUGAAUUGGUUAUAGUGCCUUGAAUCCCCUGUUGCUUCAGUGUUAAACCAUUUUCGAGCCGUUUAGCACUGAGUGAGGGUCCCUGUUUUCCUAAUGCCCCCACUGGAGGUAGGGAUAUGGUAGAGAUUACACACUUCCUUGACGUAAUACUGAUUCAUACCUAAAUAUGUACUGUGAUGGGCUGAAAACGGUCUGCUAACAGUCAAUUUUAAGGUCUGUUGAAAUUAGCAAAGCACACUGUUACAUUAUAAAGCUUAGAAGGACUCUUUGGGCAUCAAACCAAGCAGUUUUCAUGUAUAGAUCAUGCCGCACAGUCUUACCGCUUAAUUCUCUACCAUUUAGGAGUUUUUGUUUGUUUGUGCAACUCUAGCUACACCUCUACUGACUGUGACUGACACAGCCUGCAUGAAAAAAAAAUUUUUCACGUUCACCAGAUGUUUACUUGCUUUAGACGUUUUUAUCUCCUGCUCUGGAAAUUUAACUUUAAUCACACAGAAGGCUCCUGCAGGCCUUAUGCAGCUAUUAACAGUGCAGAAGAUAAGAUAUUCUAAAUUAAACAGAAUGUGCAAUAAAGUUUAAACAUUAGAUGUUUCUUUACAGGAAGGGUCUAGGAAGGCUAUGUAAGUCACGUGCAGGGAGG